AUGGGUCAGAACAGGCUCCAACUUGGAAAAAAUGGCAUGAAUGACAAAGACAGCAAUGAGAGCAUCACCAGCAAUCGCUGUAACUUUAAUUUGCAGCAGCAGCAGUGGCAGGGCCUAGCAGCAUCAGCCAGGCCUCAGCGGAAUUGGGCACGAGCCAGCGGGAGGAAUUCAGACCGACAGGGACACCAGGAGAAGUUCUUUGCUGUGUUUCUCUCAAGCUUAGCCGCCGGCAAGCCGCUCCCGCUGCUGCUUGCUGCGCUCUGCCUCGCCGCCUCCCAGGCGCCCGCGCGAGCCUGCCAGCUGCAGUCGGAGUGGAGACCCCUGAGCGAAGGCUGCCGCGCCGAGCUGGCCGAGACCAUCGUGUAUGCCAAGGUGCUGGCGCUGCACCCCGAGGUGCCCAGCCUCUACAACUACCUGCCGUGGCAGUACCAAGCUGGAGAGGGAGGGCUCUUCUACUCCGCAGAGGUGGAGAUGCUGUGUGACCAGGCGUGGGGCAGUAUGCUGGAGGUGCCCGCCAGCUCCAGGCUCAACUUUACCAGUCUGGGCUACUUCUCCUGCCACUCCCACAGGGUGGUCCAGGACUACUCCUAUUUCUUCUUUGUAAGGAUGGAUGAAAAUUACAAUCUCUUGCCGCACGGAGUCAAUUUCCAAGAUGCCAUCCUUCCAGACACACAGGAGAACAGAAGGAUGUUUUCCAGCCUUUUCCAGUUUGCUAACUGUUCCCAAGGUCAGCAGCUGACGACUUUCUCUAGUGACUGGGAGAUCCAGGAAGACAACAGGGAUAGCUUUACACCACUUACACUGGCUCGAAUGAAAAAUGACAACCUGGCAAAACUUUUAGAAGACCAGAAAGAAAAGAUAAAGGAACUUGAUGAAUUAGAAAGGUCUUCAAAGAAAACUUCCAAUGAAAAAGAAGAGGUCAAAGAACAAGGAAAUCAUAUGCUUGACCUUAAGGAACUAAUAUCAUGUGAGGGAAACUCAAAGGACUGUGAGCAGUACAGUUGUGACACUAUUUUGCAUUUUAUUGAAGAGCUCAUGAGGCAGAGAAAAGAUAUAAAUUCUGAGAUCCUAGUGAAAAUCUGGGGGGCAGUUUAUACAUAUAAAAGAUCAAUAGACUUUGAAAAACAUAACUGUGAACUAAUUGAAGAAGAUUGUGAACGUAUAAGUAAUGAAAUUAUUGCACUGCGAGAGGAGUGGUCUCAACUAGAGAUUGAAAAUGCUGAACUGCAAGAUGAGCUAUGCAGUUUGAGGGCCACCCUUGAAAGUUUAGAAUUAAAUGAUGCAGCAAGCCUCCAAGCAGAGGAGAAUGAAGAGCUUUCAAGAACCCCGGUUCAAGAAGAACAGUUUAAGUUGUACCUGUCACUGACACAGAGUUUGCAUGAAAUGAGAAGGAGAAAUAGGGAACUAGAAGAAGAAAUAGACAGGUAUAUGGAUCUGUGCACAAUGAUGGAGGAGGACUCAGAUGCACAUCAAAAUGGAGAGUUUUCAUGUUAUAAUGCUUCAAGUACAAGUCACUGCGAAGAGGAUACGGUACUGAAACUAAGAGAGAAGCUUGAAAGUAUGGAAACAAAACUACAACAAGAAUUAAUCCGCUGCCAAUGCAAGGAAGAUGAAAAUAAUCUUUUGGAGCAGAAAAUAGCAGAAAGGAAAGCAGCCCGGGAGAACCGUGAAGCGGAAGAGGGUAGAAUAAAGCAGCUUGAAGAGAAAAUACUCAGCCUCAAAGCCGAUAUGGACAAGAACAUGGUAGAGCGAAGUGAGGUAGAAAAUCAUAAGAAAGCCAUUGAAGAGCAAGCUAGGAGUCAACUCAUGGAAAAAAUAAACCAAGAGAACCAAGUCUUACGGGAACUAGCUGCCUCUGAGCAACAGAAAGAUCAGGAAAGACACGAUUACAUCAUGCUACUGGAUCAUAGAUAUAAGGAAAUUGAACUUGAGAUUGUGGAAACAAAAUCUCGUGCAAUUUCUGUGAAAGCACAACGGAGAACAUUUGAAGAAAAAUAUAGAGCAGAAUUGCAACUUGGAGAACGAUUGAAAUAUGAACUUGAAAAUAUUUACAGCAGUAUUGUGGAGUUACAGAACACCAAGUCCAGGCUUACCUCUGAGAGAAGGAUGAACAGGCUGUCACACAUCCACACUCACCACAGAUCUGUCUCAGAGGGAACCAGUGACAGCAGUCUUCAGAAUAUCUUUGGGUUCAACAGCAUAGGGGCCACGAUUUAAGUCCACAUUCAAGAAGGAGAGCUUGGUGGGAUAGCUUAAUAAGCUCCACUCCUGAGUUACCCUACCUUCUCUGAGAUCAAGUAUUAAAAAUGUUCUACAGUUUCAUCAAAGGUUUGCACUGUCACAGUUUUCAGACAUAUCAAAAGAGAGCAUCGGAUCUCCAUUUCAGGUGGUGGUGAGCCAGUCCCUGGUUUCUGGCAACUGAACUCAGGACCUCUGGAAGAAGAGUGAGUGCUCUUAACUGGUGACUCAUUUCUCCAGCACUCUUCUUCAUGUUAAACAAGGAACUUUGUUGACUAAUUCAGAAUGUUGUGUGGAGGUGAGAGGAUGAUAUUGUCUCCAGGUAUCCUAUCUACAGCUUACCUCACGCAAUUCAGCACAGGGCUGGGGACAAGCAAAUCUGGAAGUCAUGGGUUCACAAGUGUAGCCACACCCCAUCCUUGUCUCACAGCAGAGUUUUCAAGGGGAAGAAAAGGAAGACCUCCAGUUGCCUUGCAGAGAGAGAGAUCCUUGAGAUUGGAUUCUUAAUGAUAAGUCUGGGAGAUAGUGAAGGAAUCUGGGACUAGAGUAAUAUGUUUUAUUUGUAGAGCAGAAGGGCCCAAAGUUCCUCUGCUCCACCCCAAAUGCCCUUUGUUUCUAUCACAGGUACCUUUUUGUAACUGGUAUUCUUAGACACUGUUGUCUCCUACAUAUGCUGCUAUGUCUUUAAGUUUGUUUUUGAGGAACAAAUCUCCAAAAACAGAAGUUUGAAAACAAAUAAGAGAUUGAGUUUAUCUCAGCUGUAGAAUUAUGG
Apodemus sylvaticus (European woodmouse) is the source of this 3010-nucleotide messenger RNA. Its product is annotated as ankyrin repeat domain-containing protein 26-like. Gene Ontology annotation, cellular component: extracellular region. Gene Ontology annotation, biological process: negative regulation of gene expression. The record is from RefSeq and is a predicted model, not a curated record. NCBI's taxonomy places the organism in Eukaryota, Metazoa, Chordata, Mammalia, Rodentia, Muridae. The transcript is spliced from 16 exons. The coding region runs from base 1 to 2217 and encodes 738 amino acids.